AUGGAUCAGGUCAAGAUGGAGACCUGCAGUCGCUGUCACGCACGGUGGUUCUCGAUGGAUUUGAAGAAUGGCAUCUGCCAUGCCUGUUUCUUGCGGGAUCAAGGUGGCAAGACUCCCUUUCUCAUGUCCGCCGAGAAUGGAAUGGACACGGGAGAGCGGCCGCCCCAUCUACCCGCGCUGACCCAAAUCGAGGAGAUGCGUACAAAUGAUGGUCUAUCGCUACUGGGGCCACCAGCACCACUACUCGGGACACUCUUUUCGACGAAGCGUCGGGCAAAGAUCGGAUCUUUGCCAUGGCCUUCCCGACAUUUUAUUCGACGGUCCAGGCCGAUUUCAACACCCCCGAAAGGCCAACGGCGCGGCCCGUUUCUACGUGUCGAAGGCGUCCAGUCUCAAAGAUCUCAGUCAGGAGGAGCUAACGGAAGCCCUCCUAGCGGACGACGCCCUCCUCCCUCAGAUUGUGCGCCAAGGUCCAGCUCUGACCGGGACACGCCCGUUUCGGAGGAGUAA
Rhinocladiella mackenziei CBS 650.93 is the source of this 510-nucleotide messenger RNA. RefSeq lists its product as uncharacterized. NCBI's taxonomy places the organism in Eukaryota, Fungi, Ascomycota, Eurotiomycetes, Chaetothyriales, Herpotrichiellaceae. The transcript is spliced from 2 exons. The record is from RefSeq and is a predicted model, not a curated record. Bases 1 to 510 code for a protein of 169 amino acids.